Molecule: messenger RNA, 2244 nt
Organism: Leptomonas pyrrhocoris
Lineage: Eukaryota; Euglenozoa; Kinetoplastea; Trypanosomatida; Trypanosomatidae
Exons: 1
Coding region: 151-2244 (697 amino acids)
Source: RefSeq, a predicted model, not a curated record
AGGGGUUGGAAAGUGAGAAAAGAAUAGAAAGAAAAUAAGAGAAGUUGUCAAGGGACUGGAAGAGUCGUUUUUAUCGUUUAGCCGCCAACAACAACAAAAAAGAAUUCAUCGGACCACCAUCUCCUAUUUGUGCCUCCUGUCUGUUUUACCAUGCUGGAGGAGUACAUCCACACUAUCAUCACUGCACACGAGGGCCCGGAAGCCGCUGCCCAACGCUGCUGGAAGACCCUGCUGAGCCUGGAGCCAGAUAAGUGCGUCGAGCUCUGUGAUGAAAUCGUGAGCUAUUUUGAGUCGUGGCUGAAGAACGAUACAGCGCACGACGCGUCCGGCACUUCGGUGAGAGGCGUUUCCCCCACCACCGACUUCCUGGAUGUGUACCUGGCAGCCCUCUAUGCAAUUCUCACAGGAUUCGCCACCUCCUUUGCGUGGCGCACUGCCCAGGCGAGUCGCCUCCGUGAGCGCCAGGUCGUCUCACCGGAGUCACGCACCGCAUACGGGACGGCUGCGGAGUUCCUCGUACGCAUCUGCGAAAACUAUUUCCUGCGCACACCCGACGUCGCACAACGGUGCUUCCGGUGCCUGCUUGAAAAUACCGGCAUGGGGGUACCGUUUCUGUCGGUGGUGUUGAACGCCUACGGCAGCGCCGUGACCGGCGUUCUCGCCAUCGCCAACGACGACCUCUCUGCGACGCAGGUUGACCGGUGCCUGCGACAUCUUCGUAUCGCCUCGGAGGUGUUCGCACUCGCGGACAGCAGCGGGAAAGCGCAACUGACCAUUGCACACCCCAUUUUUCUCCAUGUGGCGCGCGUAAGUGGUCGGGUGCAGGAAGCCCUGCAGUUUUUCCAGCAGCCCGUGCGGUCCGUGAACCCCAUCCUCACUGGCGUAGGUCUUGCGGACUACGUAAUAUACUACGCUGAAGCUGCGUUGGUCCUCGUCUCGCUCGACGCUUACGCCUCCGCCUUCUACGCCCUCACACCGGUGCAUAGUUUGCCGCGGGUGCGGGGAUUCACCGAGCGGACACGGGGCCGCAGCAAUGAGGCGGCAAAAGCGCACUUAACCCCCACCAGGGCCUCUCGCUUUGAUCGCAAAGGAGACGCAGACAACGACCCUUUUGCUGCUGCUGCCGCUGCAUCCGGUAGUAUGCCACGGCAGCAGCAGUCACCUCCAACGGUGCCAAAUAAAACAGAGUAUUAUGUGAGGUUGUAUCCUUGGUACCGCACAAUGCCGGUCAGCACCACGCACACCUUCUACACCUCCGAUUGUUAUGCGGAGCGUGCCGGCGAAAAAAUGGUAAAGUGGCGGCUCAUCCUGUCACCUUCUUCCGCGGAGAUCGACUGCGAUGAGCAAACACGUGCGUGGGCGAUCCGACUGAGUCUGCUGCUGCUGACGCUCGCUUUUGGCGGUGGAAACCCUCGUGAGGUGGAAGAGACUGACAUCGUCGCCUCUCAGCCCGACGAGCGUGAAGUGGACUGGAGAGGAAUGAACUCCGCUGCUCUACACGGGCACGUGUGCUUUCCAAACACCAUUUUUUAUAACUUAUCGCAGACCACGCGUGUCUCGUUAAACGUACUUCUCGCUGCAGCGGCGAGCAACCCUUCUGCGGAGGUGCAGGUGUACUAUGACGUGCUGCGCGCAGUGGCCCAGCGCGACGUGGCACGCGCCCGCGCCGUUCUUGCCUCUUCGUCGGAGACUGUGUUCGCGGCAGACAUGACGCUGCACCUCGCACGAGCAGCGGUGGAGCACUACCUGCCCCUUCACAUUUUGCUGGAUACAGCUCGCAUGUACUCCCGUGUGCCGUUGCGUGUUUUAGUCACGCGUACAAUGCAAAGUGACGACCACCAAGACGACGUUCAUCAUGCGCUCGCAGUUUUGCAGCUGCUCGCCGAGCUUUGCGCCACAGGGGAGCUGGAGAACUGUCACGUGUGCACCCCCACCAGCACAAAGACGAGUGCAGCCGACACGGAGGAAUCCGUGGGAAGUUUUGUUGUGGCAGUGAGAGACGUUGGACAACGUCCUGUUGCGAUCGAUGCGACCUCUGUGCUGCUCACGACGCCGCCGGCAUCGAAGUGCAUUCAACUCUGUGCCCUUGUCGUCUCGCUGCAGCCAUUUUCUUGUUGUGGGCGGGUGCAAAACGCGAGCACCGCGAAUGCACCCACGGCUUCGUUUCCAGAAAUGCUCACGCAGCUUCAGAUGCUGCAGCAGGCCGUCGAAGCCGAGCACUCCGCCCUCGCCCUCCUUAACUGA